Arabidopsis lyrata subsp. lyrata is the source of this 1771-nucleotide messenger RNA. RefSeq lists its product as uncharacterized. NCBI's taxonomy places the organism in Eukaryota, Viridiplantae, Streptophyta, Magnoliopsida, Brassicales, Brassicaceae. Gene Ontology annotation, molecular function: zinc ion binding; nucleic acid binding. The coding region runs from base 317 to 1564 and encodes 415 amino acids. The record is from RefSeq and is a predicted model, not a curated record. The transcript has 2 exons.
CAUAAAACAGAGCACUUAACAGUGAUAUUAACAGUGUUACUUGUAUAUAACGGAAUUGAUAGUUAGACGUUAAACAUACAUGUAAAUGCCUAUAUAUACUGUUGUACAGAUCAACAUUAUCUAAAAUGAGAAUAUCAGAAAGUUUAUUAAACUCUAAUAUGGUAUCAGAGCAAUAAAUCGUUCUCAUUCAAAAAGUUGUUGUGUUUUCCGGGAAAAUCAACAUUUUCCGGGAAAAUUUUUCUUUCUUCUUCGAUUUCUUCUUAGGCGAUUUCAUUUCAGCUUGUCGUGUUCAUCUUUCUUCGUUCCGAUCAUUGUUAUGGCGAAGAAAGGAACCAAGCAGCUCAGGAAUCGACCUUCUCCUCAGGAUUCUGGUGAUGAAUCACCGAUUGUUACUCGAUCUUCUCAUGUUGAGAAAUCAGCUCCAGGAUCUUCGUUGAAUAUGUUACCGGCGAACUCAGAUUCGAUUGAUAGCCAUCAUAAUCCAUUUUACCUCCAUUCUAGCGAUCAUCCCGGUAUGUCUAUUGUUUCUGAAACUCUCACUGGUGAUAAUUACAACUCCUGGAUUGUUACUAUGCGAACUAGUCUAGAGGCUAAGAAUAAGAUCAGUUUUGUGGAUGGAUCUCUACCUAGACCAUCGGAAUCUGAUCCUCUAUAUAAGAUCUGGACUAGAUGUAAUUCAAUGGUCAAAGCUUGGAUCCUAAAUGUUGUUUCAAAGCAAAUCUAUGCUAGUAUACUCUAUUUUCAAGAUGCAGCAGGAAUUUGGGAGGAUUUACAGAGACGUUAUCAUAAGAGUAAUCUCCCUCAGAUCUAUAAUUUGGAGCAAGAGAUAAGUUCUCUUCGUCAAGGUGCUAUGUCUCUCUCUGAGUAUUACACCAAGAAGAUCACUCUUUGGGAACGCCUUGCUUGUACUAAGAAUCUAAUGGAAAAUGGUGGAUGUCGUUGUUCUCAAGUGUUGAAACUGUUGGAAGAUCAUGAAACAACUCGUAUCACUCAGUUUCUUAUGGGUCUCAAUGAUGAUUUUGCUAAUAUCAGAGGUCAGAUCUUGAACAUGAAGCCUCGACCUAGUCUCUCUGAUAUGUACAAUAUGCUUGAAUCUGAUGAGUCUCAACGACAACGUACCAUUACUAAUCCCAAUCCUUCUGCGUUUCAAGUUAAAGCUCAGAUUGGCAAUUCUCAACAACAUGUUUUCCAAAAGAAUCGUGCUAUGUGCACUCAUUGUGGAAUGUCUGGUCACACUGCUGACAAGUGCUAUAAGGUCAUUGGUUAUCCUGUUGGUUGGAAACCAAAGAGCCAACGCACAAACUCAAACCAACGUUUCAUACCUGCUUCUACCAACUUAGCUAUCACUGAUUCUGUCUCAGAUAUUGACAAAGGUGUUGCUCUCUCUAAUGAUCAAAUUCAACAUUUGGUUUCUUACCUGAGUUCGAAGUUGCAGCCUCAGCAUUCAACAGCUACACAUGCUACUAUAACUGAGAUUCCUGCAGAAGCUUCAACCUCAGGAGUCAAGCCUACUAUAUGUCAAUUCACUGGAUCUUACACGGGGAUUGAUCAUUGGCAAGGGUAGUUUGCACAACAAGCUCUAUUUCUUGGACCUGCAAUAUCAUCCAUCAGAACAAAUUCCACUGACUGUUUGUGCUACCAUCACAGUUUCUUCACACUUAUGGCAUCAAAGACUGGGUCACCCAUCAUAUCAAAAGCUACAAUCUCUUUCUGGUUUAUUGUCUGUAUCAGUUUCUAAGGCUUUAACUCCAGAGGAGAAUCAUUGUAAGAU